UUCCGACUAUUGAUAAACCCCUCUCCUUUUUAUUUCAUCUCAAUCAUACCUAUUUAUCUAUUCAAAUGUCAUUUCCACUAUAAUUGCCCUUUUCUUCCUAUUCCAUGGCUGCUGAGCUUGUGCUUGGAUUCCAAUACUCUUCUUCUUUGCCUCAUCUUUCCGAAACAACUCGAGACGGGCAGAAUCCAAACGGUGUAAACCCUAUGCAAACGCCUGAUGUUGUUGUUGAUGACGAUGACUCAUGGGAAGUCCGAGCUUUCGCCGAGGACACGGCUAAUGUUAUGGGAACUACUUGGCCUCCUAGGUCUUACACUUGCACUUAUUGUAGAAGAGAGUUUAGGUCAGCUCAAGCCCUAGGCGGUCACAUGAACGUUCACCGUCGUGACCGUGCUCGCCUCCACCACCAAGCUCCGUCUUCGUCAUCGAAUCCCAUGAAACCCUCUUCCACUUCUUCCUCUAAUUCCAAUUCUUUCAUCAUCCCAACUCCUGAUUUUAAUGGUGGAGGUAGCCUGUGCCUUCUUUACCAAUUCCCAAACCCUAAUAGUAUUAAUGGUGGAAUCAAUACCUCUCCUUCCACAUUAAAUGCUUACAUUCACUCACCCUCUUCUCUUUUCUCCAUGCCACAUCAUUCCUUCAACACCUACCCGUCCUCAACCUCGUUGUCCGCGGCUUUUCCGAUGAACGACAACAACCACCGUCGUCUCGAAACAAGUACUUACUCGGCCUCCAUGGAAAAUAAUAACGGUAGCAGCCAAGACGAAGUACUUGAUCUAGAGCUUAGACUUGGACAUGGUCCACCUUCUUCAACUCAAAAUCUCAUGGAAAAGGGAGAGAAGAAGGUCUCUAAUUCAGAAGCUGCAUGUUUGAAGAAGAGAUCAUCAGAUUGAUCAUCAACAACUUGUAAGAUAUAUACAUUUCAUCAAGCUCUUUCUUUUUCUUCUUCAAUUUCAUUUUUUUCUUCUUUUCUUUUCUUGGAGAGAAUUAAUUGUCUAAUUAAUUCAUAGUUGGGUUUUCAUAAAUUAAAUAAAAAGAAGAGAUUUUUAUUUCUGGAAGAA
This is a messenger RNA of Cucumis melo (muskmelon), 1055 nucleotides long. RefSeq names its product transcriptional regulator SUPERMAN-like. Lineage: Eukaryota; Viridiplantae; Streptophyta; Magnoliopsida; Cucurbitales; Cucurbitaceae. The coding region runs from base 105 to 887 and encodes 260 amino acids. The record is from RefSeq and is a predicted model, not a curated record. The transcript has a single exon.